UGUUAUCCAUCCAGAGAGAUAGAGAUAAAAGAAAAAGGAAAAUUACAACAACAAUAUGGAAACUCUAGUUCUAUAAAUAUGCAGCAAUAGGGCAAAGCUUUCUACUACUCGGAAAAAAACAAAGCCUCUUAUUACUUUGUGCAACUCACUCUGCCUUCAUAAAAAUUCAUUAAGCUUCGUGUUCUCCAAGCAAAUCAUCAACAUCAUGUCUUUAUCUUCAAGAGCCAUUCUAGUCGUUAUGUGCUUUCUGUUCUUGUCGUCUCCACUCUUUACGUCGGCAACAACAACAACAGAUCAAACACUUCAGCCUCGAUGUGAAUCUCACAUUUUCAACAACGGAAAACAUUAUCGUUCAUGCAAGGAUCUUCCGGUGUUAGACUCGUUCCUACACUUCAGUUAUGCUCGAGAAACCGGAGUUCUCGAUGUUGCUUACCGUCAUGCCAAUCUCGAGUCUUCUAGUUGGAUCGCUUGGGCCAUAAACCCAACCAAAAAAGGCAUGUUAGGCGCUCAAGCUCUCGUGGCUUAUCGUAACUCAACAUCUGGCGUCAUGCGUGCUUAUACUUCAAACAUCAAUAGCUACGCUACUAUGCUUCACGAGUCUCCCCUUAGCUUUCGUGUAACACAAGUAUCCGCCGAGUAUCUUGAUGGAGAGAUGGCGAUAUUCGCAACAAUGGUGCUGCCUCCUAACACAACCGUAGUGAAUCACUUAUGGCAAGACGGUCCGUUGAAGGAAGGAGAUAGACUUGGGAUGCACGCUAUGAGUGGAGAUCAUCUCAAAUCCAUGUCUACUUUGGAUUUGCUUUCCGGACAAGUGACUGAGACCAAAACGGUUAAUGGAAACAUGUUGUUGGUCAAGCGAAUCCAUGGAUUGGUCAACACAGUGAGUUGGGGGAUUCUCAUGCCUAUUGGAGUUAUGGCUGCACGUUACAUGAAGACCUACGAAACAUUAGAUCCCACAUGGUUCUACGUACACGUCGUUUGUCAGCUCACCGGAUACUUAGCCGGUCUUCUCGGAGGUCUUGGAACAGCGAUCUACAUGGCACGGCAUACCGGGAUGAGAAGUACGGCGCAUACCGUGAUAGGGAUUUUAAUAUUCUGUUUAGGGUUCUUGCAGAUACUUGCGCUCAAAGCAAGACCGGGUAAAGACCAUAAAUACAGAACAUACUGGAACUGGUAUCAUCACACGAUGGGAUACGUGGUGGUUGUGCUGAGCGUGUACAACAUAUACAAAGGGUUUGUUAUAUUGCAACCUGGAAGUGGAUGGAAGAUCGCAUACACUGCUAUCAUCUGUGCUAUUGGAGCGUUUGCAAUUGUGAUGGAGAUCUUGCAGUUCAAGAAGAGAUGGGGUGGCUUGUUUGUGAAGAAAUCGGAAGACCUACAAGAAGCUAAUCAAAGUGCUUCUAAGAAGGAGAUUUUGAAGUUUAUGAACAGAUGGGGUGACAAGACACCGGAAGACCUAGAAGCUAAUCAAAGUGCUUCCACUGAAGUGGUCUAGUUUUAUUUCUUUUUCCAUGUUGCUGUCUCAGACAGUUCGUGUUGGACCAUUCUCUAUAUUUUUUUACGUGUAGACCAUUCAGUUAUAAUCAAUAAAAGUUGUUUUGGUUUAAUAAUCAAACAAGAAUUUAAAUGGACCAUAACUGUGGGGAACGAUUGCCAGUAACAUUUAAGUGAGGAACGAUUGUGUAGUUCGAGAAUUGGUUCAUAAAUAUAUUUGUAUAAAGACGAUCACUUAAUCAAAGUCCCUAAACUACCUAAACCCAUAAAGAAGGCUUUAACCUUUUUUUCUGGUCAGCUUAGAAGAUGUAAACGGAUUACAAGUACAGAUCAAAGCCAGAUAAUUUGUCCAAAUCCAAUAAAAAAUCAUGGUGGUUGGAUAGAGAGAUCAGAGACAAGACUGUAUCGUUGCUUUCUCCACAGAAGACCUAAAAGUUUUGGAAAGAAACCAGAAGAUCUAAAAGUUGAUCAAUCUGUUUACACUGAAGUCGUCUAGUUUUAUUAAAUUUUCUCUUACUUAUUUUAGCAUUCGUGUUGGCCAUUCUUUGUACACGAUACAGUUCUGAUCAAUAAAAUUUGUUGGAGUUGAAUAAUUUAAAUGGAUCAAACAGAGCAUUUAAAUUUAUGCAAAACUGAGCAUAUAAUUAGCCAUUAUAUUUUGGCUUUAUCGUGUAUUGAUUGAAAGACUGUGAUGAACAAGCUUCAUGAACAUACUCAACAUUAUGCAACUUAUUCAAUUCUUUUUGGUAAUCAUGUUAAAUAUUCAUUUAAAUUUUUUUCCUUACAAAAUAUGCUAUUUUCUUUUCAACCUCUAUGAAAAUUGCUGUGAUAAAGAUUUGAAAUAAAAGGAGAGAAAUCUAAUAGACAUCAAAGGUUUGUAAUUAGCUUAAUCUUGUUGUAUUUUUCUGGGACCUUCAGAUAUGAUCAUCACAAGGUCGGUGGCGGAGAAGAACGAAAACAAAAAAAGCGGUGGUAAGAAGCAAAGAUAAAGGGAGCGGCGGAUAUGAAAUUCAGAUUGAAAACUAUAAUAUAACGAAGAACAUCAUGAUCCCCUCAGGUUCAUUUGUCUCUUAUCCACAUACUUCUUCGCCGCUUCUAACCUUUCAAUCCUUUCCACCAUCUUAUUACUAUCCCUGCACCGCCGCCACCGUUGCCUGGGGGUUUCAGAACGGUCUCUUAUACCGUUAGAGUUAUGAUUAAGCCCAAUUGGCAAUAAUGUAUCUACAGUUUGCAAAAAUCCGUCUAUGAAUAAACUUUGGACCUUUGGUUUACAACGAAAUAAAUUUGGGCCUUUUCUGAUUGUUAUGAAAUUAUAAUUUUGCCAAAUACAAAUCAAUUCACAGUAAAAUGCAAAAAAUAAAAUAAAAUAAAGAUAAACAUAAAAAAUUAACAU
Molecule: messenger RNA, 2887 nt
Organism: Brassica napus (rape)
Lineage: Eukaryota; Viridiplantae; Streptophyta; Magnoliopsida; Brassicales; Brassicaceae
Product: cytochrome b561 and DOMON domain-containing protein At3g59070
Exons: 1
Coding region: 206-1495 (429 amino acids)
Source: RefSeq, a predicted model, not a curated record